UUUCCCGCCAAGACGAUCACGUGACCCCGCAGUCUCGCGUGUUCGUGACGAGACCAGAAAUCAGAAACCGGAACUGACCGCUCGCAGCCGGCAAACGCCGAGAAAAUACCGAAAUUUGGGAAAUUUCGGGGCACAGCCAUGCCGAAGAGGAAGCGCCAGACGCGAAGCCAGAGCAGCUCGGAGUCGGACUUCACCACCGAGGACUCCGAUGCCUCCAUCGACGUGGAGUCGGACGACAACCCCGGCAGUCGGCGCGUCACGCGGGGCAGCGCCAAGAAGCUCAGCCAAGGUGAUGCCGCGGAUCAGGGGGAGGAGUACGGUACCCGCUCCCGCUCCUCCAUCCUGCACCCCAGCCAGCGCGCCACGCCCGCCUCCCCGAGUCGCCACGGCGUCGCCAAGGCGACCUCGUCGGAGUCGGAGUCCGAGGGCCUGGCGGAGGAUGCUGGGAGGAGGAAGGGGCUGAAGAGGACGGCCAAGGCGAUGAGCUACUACGGCUCGCCCCCCAAACGGCACCACCUGGGGGAGACGCGCUGCCCCAUGCCGGGCUGCGACUCCAUGGGCCACUUCACAGGGAAGUUUGAGACCCACUGGACUCUGUCCGGCUGCCCGUUGUACCACAACCUCACCAAGGAGGAGUGUAAGGUCCGAGCAGUGGACAGAGAAUCAAAACAGAAAGUUCGAGAGAAAAUCAAGAAGGAGGUUAGCGACGAUGCCCACAUGGCCCUUAGAAACCCUAGCCCCACCCGGAGCCAGAAGGAGUACAAGGAGAAGGUCAAGGAACAGCGCAAGGUCAAGCCGGUCAUCUCCGAGGAACAGAAGGAGAAGGCCAGACAACACAAGAAAACCCAUGAGAACAACAGAGAGCCGCUGUUAGAAGGGCUGACGUCACAGUACGACCUGGAACUGUUCAGAGAAGCCCAGGCCAGAGCUGCUGAAGACAUGGAGAAGAACGUGCCGUUCCCGGAGGUGGAGGUUCAGCAGGGGGCGCUGUUCGAGGCGGGGCUGAAGACGAUCCAGUUCGGGCGGUUCGAGCUGGACACCUGGUACUCGUCGCCCUACCCCGAGGAGUAUGCGCGGCUGCCCAAGCUCUACAUCUGCGAGUUCUGCCUCAAGUACAUGAAGAGCGCCACCAUCCUCAGGAGGCACAUGGCCAAGUGUGUAUGGAGACACCCCCCUGGAGAUGAGAUCUACAGGAAAGGCAGCAUCUCUGUGUUUGAGGUGGACGGACAGAAGAACAAGAUCUACUGCCAGAACCUGUGUCUACUAGCAAAGCUGUUCCUGGACCACAAGACCCUGUACUACGACGUGGAACCCUUCUUAUUCUAUGUCAUGACAGAGGCAGACGGCACGGGGUGCCAUGUGGUCGGCUACUUCUCAAAGGAGAAGAAUUCCUUCCUGAACUACAACGUAUCCUGCAUCCUGACCCUGCCCCAGUACAUGCGGCAAGGCUUCGGCAAGAUGCUUAUAGAUUUCAGCUACCUCCUGACGCGGGUUGAGGAGAAGACGGGAUCACCAGAACGACCUCUGUCCGACCUUGGGCUAAUUAGCUACAGAAGUUACUGGAAGGGCGUUCUGCUGAAAUAUCUACACGAGCACAAACAUGACAGGGAGAUCUCCAUCAAAGACCUGAGUACGGAGACAGGAGUGAACCCGUAUGACAUAGUCAGCACCCUGCAGGCCAUGAGCAUGCUCAAGUACUGGAAGGGGAAACACAUCGUGCUCAAGAGACAGGACUUGAUUGACGAGUACCUUAAGAAGCAGGCGAGCAAGCCCCCAGACCACAAGGCCAUCGACCCCAACUCCCUGAAGUGGACUCCUCCCGUCACUACCAAGAGAUGAGGGGGGGUCUAUCAUGUUUUAAACCUUGCAGCACCUCCCGUCACUACCAAGAGAUGGGGGGGGGGGUCUGUUAUGUUUUAAACCUUGCAGCACAGAUAACUUCAGUGCUUAACUAUGGGCGUACAGUACCGAUCAGGGCACGGUAUAACAGUGCACAACCACGGGGUACUCACAGCAUGCAACACAGUUAUGUGUUGGAUAGCAGGAUUAUUCGUACACAACCAAAACAAGAUUACUUGUACACAACCAAGUACAUGUACUUGGUUCAAGGCCUCCAGUAAGAAGGCGACAGAUGGUCUCCAAAACGUCAGACUUGAAUAAAGUACAAAAAGUUUUGUUAUCUAGUGACUUAACUACCUGAUGAAACUGUUCAGGGUUGUUGUGUGUUAUGCACUGUUAUUUUCCAAGGACUGGGUAAAAGAAAGAGUUCUUUGCGCCCCCUAAUGUAUAAAUGUUUGAUAGAAACACAACAGGUUAAUGCAACAACUAAAUAAGACCUUCUGUGCAUAAACACAACACUAACAAAAUGAACUAGAGCAUGAAAUGAGCUUGAUGCUGCCCAUCCUAAAAAUCUGACAAUGUACUUCUGACUAUUGCUGUUUUUUUCACAUAACUGUUAGCGAACAGUUAUUGUAAGUUACACAUGUAUGUCUGCUUUGCUACUAUUAAUAGAGGGGCAAUCUCCAAGCAGAUGCAGGGGUGAAAAAAAUGGAUAAUAGAGGAAGAAAGUGGAAGCUGCAUUGGGAAAAAUGUUCUGUGGAACAAAAUGCGAAGUCCUGGUUUGUAAAUUCAAACUGCCCCAGUGUGUAUAGACUAUAGGCUAUUGUACAUACGUUGUGAGAACAUUGUGUGCUAUAUAUGUGUCCUACCUACAAUGUAUUCACCAGGUUGACAUGAAAUGUGUACAGGAACAAUUGUUUUAAAGAGAAAUGGUGUCGCACAUGGCAGGGUGGAACCAUUUUAACCUUCUUUUGGCUGCAUCAGUGUGUUAGGCUAUCGUCACAUUUCCAAACUGGGGCGCGACUGGGCUGUUUGUGGAAACGAAAAAUAGAAAUGUAUACGUAAAAAAUAUACGUGAAUAAUGCACACGA
This is a messenger RNA of Branchiostoma floridae (Florida lancelet), 2930 nucleotides long. Its product is annotated as histone acetyltransferase KAT7-like. Bases 139 to 1839 code for a protein of 566 amino acids. Gene Ontology annotation, cellular component: nucleus. The transcript has 14 exons. Gene Ontology annotation, molecular function: zinc ion binding; histone acetyltransferase activity. Lineage: Eukaryota; Metazoa; Chordata; Leptocardii; Amphioxiformes; Branchiostomatidae. Gene Ontology annotation, biological process: regulation of DNA-templated transcription. The record is from RefSeq and is a predicted model, not a curated record.